Messenger RNA from Pochonia chlamydosporia 170, 837 nucleotides. RefSeq lists its product as hypothetical. The record is from RefSeq and is a predicted model, not a curated record. Bases 1 to 837 code for a protein of 278 amino acids. Lineage: Eukaryota; Fungi; Ascomycota; Sordariomycetes; Hypocreales; Clavicipitaceae. The transcript has a single exon.
AUGGCCCCAUUCAGUAGCCUCACUAGCCAACUCGAGCCCUCCGGCUCGGCAAAGCGCAAGCGCGACACAAAAUACAAAAGUGAUGACUCCGACAAAGAAAAUGCCACCACUCGUCCCGCGAAGGCGACCAAAACGCAGACUGAGACGGCCAAUUCCGUGACUGCCAAGAAGACCAGCUCUGGAGGUCUCAGCAAAGAAGCUAAGAAACUCUACACCGACAGCCUCAAGGCCCUUGACAAGCGCGUCGACGAAUUAGACAAGAAGGUCAAGACGAUGAGCGGCAACAGCUCGGCGAUCACUACCUCCAACUACGCCAUGUCCGCGCGCAAGCACAUGGCCGCUGUCAAGAAGUUAGUCACUAUGGACACCACGCUGGCCUUCAACUUGCUGCUCAGCAUGGCUGAUGCGUCCCAUACUGACCUCGAUGCUGCAUUGAAGAUGUGCGGCACCCCAUGUGAUAACAGCAAACCGACUUUCAAAAUGUUAGAUGACGCACUUUUGCCGCUUCUUGAGGCGCGGGAGAGACCAACCAGCCUGGCAGCUGGACUGCCAGAAGUCCCGCGGCGAUGGACAAUGAAAGAUGCAGAUGUUGGUGUGUUCAAGACCGGGAGGCCAAACAAGCAGCAACGCGGCCAGAUAUACCGCCAGAAGCUGGCGUGGGAGAAGAAGAGGCGACAGGCCAGAAGGGAACGGAGGGAGCAGAUGGGUGAUUGGGUCAAGGUGGCGUUGAGCGAUUUAGUUGAAGAAAGAGACUACCUUGCUGCGUAUGGGGUAAAGGAAUAUCUGCCGCGGUGCAUUGCAAAGUUGGACGAGCUGGUAAGGAUGAGAGGAGUGUGA